Molecule: messenger RNA, 732 nt
Organism: Rhodotorula toruloides NP11
Lineage: Eukaryota; Fungi; Basidiomycota; Microbotryomycetes; Sporidiobolales; Sporidiobolaceae
Product: thioesterase family protein
Exons: 3
Coding region: 1-732 (243 amino acids)
Cellular component (GO): mitochondrion
Molecular function (GO): fatty acyl-CoA hydrolase activity
Source: RefSeq, a predicted model, not a curated record
AUGCUCAGACGCCCAGCAACGACUCGCACAAUGGCACACGCACCAGCCCGACUCGCGCAACUCACACAACACCUCGCACCGUCGUCCUCGUCCAACUCGACGUCGACUGCCCCACACCGCGCUGCCUCGUCCAGCGCCACGACGGGCGAGAAGGCGGGCAAGUCUGUGCGACCACAGCCUCCGAGGGCGAGCGAGUUCCGCUACUUCUUGCCGUUCCAGACGAGGUGGGCAGACAACGACAAGUACGGACACAUGAAUAACGUCGUCUACUCGCUCUACUUCGACAGCAUCACGAACCACUACCUGAUCCACCAAGUCCCCCGUCCCCCUUCCUCACCUCCUCCCCUCGGCCUAAUAGUCUCCUCCUCAACAUCCUACGCCUCAUCCCUCUCCUACCCCUCCCCCGUCGUCGCCGCUCUAGCAGUCUCAAAUCUCUCUGCGCGGUCUGUCACUUGGCGGAUCGCGUUGUUCGAGGGGGAGUACGUACCCCCUCUCGAUGCAGGCGGAGAGGUAGGGAUGGACGGCUUUUCCCUCGACUCGUUGCGUGAAGGGGCUGUUGGGCGGAAAGUGAGGGUCAAGAAGGACGAGAAGAGUGGUGAGGAGGUGAGAGCGGCGGCGUGGGGUGAGAUGGUGCAUGUCUUCGUGGAGGAGGAGAGCCGGAGGCCGCUCAAGGAGCUGGGGGAGGGGUUGAGAGGUGCGUUGGAGAGAUUGUUGGUCCGAAGCGAGGAAUAG